Acanthosepion pharaonis is the source of this 1251-nucleotide messenger RNA. The record is from the annotation of a GenBank genome assembly. NCBI's taxonomy places the organism in Eukaryota, Metazoa, Mollusca, Cephalopoda, Sepiida, Sepiidae.
AUGACUUCUUUCUUUCUUUCUUUCUUUCUUUCUUUCUUUCUUUCACCCACAUUUAUUUUCCUUUUUCUUUCUUUCUUUCUUUCUUUCUUUCUUUCUUUCUUUCUUUCUUUCUUUCUUUCGCCCACGUAUGUUUUCUUUUUCUUCCUUUCUUUUAUUCGUUCUUUAUUUAUUUCUUUUCACCAUCUUUCUUUCUUUCUUUUCUUCUGUCCAAUGACUUCUUCCUUUCUUUUUUUCUUUCACCCACAUUUAUUUUCCUUUUUCUUUCUUUCUUUCUUUCUUUCUUUCUUUCUUUCUUUCUUUCUUUCUUUCUUUCGUUCUCCCACAUAUGAGCUUCAGUCUGCCUCUGACUUUGUCUAUCUCUCUUAUACUCCUUCAUUCUCUACUUUAUUUGUCUCCCUUUCUCCUUCUUUUGCUCUUUCUCUCCCGUCUCCCCUUCCUGACGUACUUAUUCUUAGGCUCCCUUUCUCUCUUCUUCUCCCCCUCUUUCUCUAUUUCUCACUCUCUUCGUUGAUGUACCCUUUUAAACCUCGGUCUUUCUUUCUUUCUUUCUUUCUUCCUUUCUUUCUUUUUCCGUCUGUAUCUUUCUAUCUCUCUCACUUGCUUGAUGUCACCCAUUCUCACCAUAGAAGUUAUUUUUGCUCUCUCUUUCCCUUACUUUCUCUCAUAUUUAUAACUUUCUUUUCGUUUUCUGCCUGUCUGUCUGUCUCUCUCUCUUUUCCUUCUUUAAUGUCUCUUGCUCUCACCUUUGAAUUUAUUUUCACUCUUUCUUUCUCUCUCUCUCUUUCUCUCGGAAAUGAUCAAAUUUGUCUCUCUCAGACUCGUUUUUUCUCUCUUUUUUUCAGUGUCCCUCCACAUUUGACAAUCAGUGUUUUCUUUCUUUCUAAGCCUCUUUAUUCUUCUCCCUCAUUCUCUCUCUCUCUCUCUCUCUCUCUCUCUCUCUCUCUCUCUCUCUCUUUCUUUCUUGCUGGACCUUCCCAUUUGACCUGCACUUUUUCUAAUCUAUCUAUCUAUCUAUCUAUCUAUCUAUCUAUCUAUCUAUCUAUCUAUCAGUUUGUCUCUAUCUGUCUGUCUUUUUGCAUGCCUGUCUGUCUCCCUGUCUUUUACAUUUCCGUCUCAGUAUCUAUCUAUCUAUCUAUCUAUCUAUCUCCCUUGAUAGUCAGUUCCAAUACAUCCCAGCUACAGGGGUUUUUCUUUCCGGUUAUUUCCCUGACACACACUCCAGAAUUAAGGCUUUAUUUAUGGUCCACAUAA